Molecule: messenger RNA, 735 nt
Organism: Helianthus annuus (common sunflower)
Lineage: Eukaryota; Viridiplantae; Streptophyta; Magnoliopsida; Asterales; Asteraceae
Exons: 2
Coding region: 296-691 (131 amino acids)
Source: RefSeq, a predicted model, not a curated record
GGUUGAUCAUGAUCAAAACCUUGAAGAAGACAACAGAGACCAUAUUAUCUACACCACGCGUGACCCGCCUUCACAACGCAGGUGUCGAAUUCCUCCGUCUCUCGUCGGGAGGCGUAUCCGGGGGUGUUUCCAUGGCUGGGUGGUUCUCUCCAACCAUCCACACAAUGACAAUUGACAAGUGGUCUCUUUGGAACCCUAUGAAUUCAAGGAUCAUACGCCUCCCCCGCUUGGUUCCAAAAAAAAGUAGAGGGAGGUUUGAAGAUGAUCCAAGAAUGUUGUUUGUCGUCCCCUCCCGAUGAUCAUAACUUCCAUUCCUUUUCUUCACGGAUGUUGUAAUGAAUUGUUCUUUGUUAACUUAUGUCUUCGCGCGGUAGGCCAUGUGACAAAAAAAACAGUUGGUGGCUUGUGUGUGUUGAAACUAGACACGAUUAAUCUAAGAUGGGACGAAAUGAAAGAUCUUCAAGAUGCUGCAUUCUUUUUGGAUCUUGCUCAUGGUAACUCUGUGUGUUACAGCCCUGCAAUUGCCUCGGGGUUAGGGGGUUAUGUACACUUUCUUGAUAGAUCCGGAAAAGUGAUACACUCAUACGAUUUCAAGAAUAAAACCAUAGCCUUGUCGUCCAUGCCAACAAGCCAUGCAUCAUUGUCGGAUCAUAGGUUACAAGGUGAUUGCGAAGCAUGGGCGGCUCUUUAGGUGUGCGGGGAGGACUUCCGCACAAGGCCCGUUUUUUCGAGGGG